Messenger RNA from Betta splendens (Siamese fighting fish), 8642 nucleotides. Its product is annotated as calphotin-like. Lineage: Eukaryota; Metazoa; Chordata; Actinopteri; Anabantiformes; Osphronemidae. Bases 2332 to 5961 code for a protein of 1209 amino acids. The transcript is spliced from 2 exons. The record is from RefSeq and is a predicted model, not a curated record.
ACUAUAUUUAUACAGUAUAUAUAUAUAUCCAAAUGACUUUGGAUCGUUGAAUUCUGCCGUUCGUAAGAGAUAUAAAUUCAUAAUAUCUAUGUAAGACACCUUUAACUUUCUCAAAUUUUCUGUCCCCGCCAGUUCUAUUUGAUUUCAGUUAAGUGAGCGCUGCAGCGGUCUUAGGCCCUGCCCCCAAUUACUCUGAAUUGUAGAGAAGCGUAUCUCAAGCCAUCUUUGGAUGUGUCCCUUUUGGACUUUUGGACUUUUAGCUCAGCACACUUGUUCGCGUACACUAUGCCGGCGCCUUGGCAUUCCAUGUAUUUUCUGUCUGCUAGCAUUUUACAUACCGCUGUUAUGUGCUGGAUUGUUUCUGUGGCAUCUUUGGUCCUGCCUGGUAUAAUAGAUCCCAGCCUCUAUCGAUCUGGUACUCAGAGCCUCCUCCUGUGCUGCUAGGAUUAGCGCCUCUGUGCUGUCUUUCAGUCCAGCUUAGUCCAGCCACUGGUAGGGUUGGUCGAUAUCAGCCACUUCUUCUGUCUGCUCGUGGUACAUACCGCGCAGGGGUUUGUCCUUCCAUGAGGGUUCCUCCUUUUCCUUCCCCUCCUCCUCUGGUUUCUGGUGCUUACCGUAUUCACCAAGCACAACAUCACUUGGAGUAAUUACUGGACGUAAGCACAAAUCUUCGCCUAUGGUCAGAUGUCUCAGAUCUACGGUAGCUCCCUAGCUGGCAUGAGGACUUUUCUACAGUUAUUGGUUCAUUGAGACACUAAGUGGUGAAAUUAGGAAACUGUUAACCAUGUAAAAACGACCAUGCCACCUCUGUGGGAUGCAAUCUGCAAUCUGUAUGUCAGCAGAGUAUAUCAAGUUUCCAUACAAUGGUUAAUGAGGGCAACAUUAUAGUGCAGUUUGCAGCGAGAGCCCGUUUACUUAAUGUAAUUGAACCCUUCAACUGGACACAUCGCUAUAAAAGCACCGUCACAGGAUGAAACAUGAGUCAACAGGAAACAUUUUUAUUUCAUCAAUGUACAAAUUAUCUGUGAUGCCCAGAUGCAGCUACAGUCAGUGACGCUGUGGUGCGAUGCCUGGUUUAACGAUAAUCCAUUCAUUUUAACGAACAGUGUGGUUGGGAUUAGAUUUGAAGCUGGUACUAGAUUGGUGGCUUCUUGGUCAGUAAAUAAUUUAGUGACCCUAAUAUUAAUUCUUGUUGCGCAGAACCUGUGUGCCCCCAAAUAUCAUCCUGUCUUCAGCAUAAACACUAGUCGGUGGAUUAUUAAUGUAGAGGCUUCCUGUUAGUUGCUGAACAUGCAUAGAUUCGUACUUAGUAGCAAUUGAUACAGUACUGCACAUAUCUACUUACGCAGUUUUGUGCAUUUGAAAUUAUGCCAAGUUUUGUAGGGAAUCUUUGCAUUUAGAAUCUUUACAUGAAGCCCAUGCUUUGAGCCUUUGCUUAUCAGUCUCCAAUGCCUUUUUUUGAACUUCUUAAGUGAUAUUUCUUUGACAUGUCUUUUUGCAAUUCUGAUAGUUGGCUAACUUAUUUCCGUGUUGCCUUGAUCUUAGCAUCCAAUUGUCAGACUUGGGCAGGUGUCGGACCCACAUGCACAGUACAUAGGAGUAUUGAGGAGUGAAUCGGGGUUUAUUGCACAAACGUUGUCAAUUAAUCCAGGUCAUACACAGAAUGGCUCAGUAUUUAGGUACAGGCAAGUAACAGGCAAGAUCAGGUCCAGGAGGCAGGUGUCACAAUCUGAGGUUUUGUUUCUUGUUGUGUCCCGUUUUAGCACAGUAGUUCCUGUUUUAUUUUGGUAAUCUCCCGGUCUCUGUUUUUGGUUCUAGCUUCACCUUCCGGUUUACGUUACAUCACAGCUGUUCCUGCUUCACCCGGUCAUUGUACACACCUGCAGUUCAUCAGUCAUCACUCACUUUGUAUUUAAGCACCACCUCUAAGCCCAGCACCUUGCCAGAUUGUUUGUUCAUUCACCCGUUCAACUUUCCAGCAUUCUUACCUUUACCUUGCCGUGCCUUUUGAUCCUGUUUUGUUCCUGACCACGUCUCCAGCCCAGCCUGUGAUAAUCCCGUCUGCCUGUGUGAGUCUGACCAUUGCCUGUUUUUGACAUCCGCUUGCCUUAUCCUCGUCUGUGCUGCUACCGAUGAUCUACCUGUGUACCGACCCUUGCCUGCCUGACCACGAGCUCGAAUAAACCCUGUUGUGCACUGAGCCUUGUCUCCGCUGUGCGUGUGGGUCCGCUACCUUGAGUCCGUGACAGUACAAUCUGGCCACACUCGGACCCAGCCGGCGUCUUGCAUCGGAUUUUUUGUUAUUGUGUACUCGGACAACGCAGAGUCGCUAUGGUGUUUACCUGCUCGAGGCUGCCGGAGGACCUCCGCUGGUGCUUCGGGGAGCUCGCGAGGAAUUACGCGGAAGCCCCCAGUCUGAAGGCGCGGCUCCGCGUAAUAAAACAGGCGAUCGCUAUCCUGGAGGAGGAAUUUUGGUGGCUUGACUACCCGGGAGUGCAGACACUUUUUGAGAAACUCCAGGCAGUACGGAGGGAUUUGGCACGCGCUCUGCGCGCGGCGCCCGCCGGCGUCUCAUCAGCUGUUCCGGCUGCACCGGAAAGCGCUCCUGUCGCUGCUCCGUCGAGUCAAGCUCACGUUCCUGUCGCUGCUCAGUCAAGCCAAGCUCACGUUCCUGUCGCUGCUCCGUCGAGUCAAGCUCACGUUCCUGUCGUCGUCCAGUCCAGCCAAGCUCACGUUCCCGUCGUCGUCCAGUCCAGCCAAGCUCACGUUCCUGUCGUCGUCCAGUCCAGCCAAGCUCACGUUCCCGUCGUCGUCCAGUCCAGCCAAGCUCACGUUCCCGUCGUCGUCCAGUCCAGCCAAGCUCACGUUCCUGUCGUCGUCCAGUCCAGCCAAGCUCACGUUCCCGUCGUCGUCCAGUCCAGCCAAGCUCACGUUCCUGUCGUCGUCCAGUCCAGCCAAGCUCACGUUCCUGUCGCUGCUCAGUCUAGUCAAGCUCACGUUCCUGUCGCUGCUCAGUCUAGUCAAGCUCACGUUCCUGUCGCUGCUCAGUCCAGCCAAGCCCAUGCCCACGUUACCGCCAUGGUUCCCCAGCCCAAUCCCGUCCGUGCCGUGGAUCCAGCCCCUGCCUCAGCCCUGGCGGUUGAGGAGGUGAAGCCCACAGCUAGUCGCCGGAGGCCCAGACGGCGUCGACGACAGCCGGAUUCCCCUGUCCAGGCUCCAGAAGACUCGGUCACGGAAAUCAGACUGCCUCCUUCGCCAGCAGAGGGCACUCUCGCCCCAUCAUACGACAUGCCCAUCUCCAUCGCAGGCAUCCCAGACAGCAUCUUCCUGCGGAUCCGUGCCCAAUGCGCCCCUCCGGUCCUGUUCCUGUUUGCACACUGGCUGAACUCCGCUGAGGCAGAGACCGACCCGGUAAGCAAGGAGCGUCACUUCCGUGAAGCCGCCCUGCUCAUCGCCCGGAAGCCUGCGCUGCGCGAGGCCCUGGGUUUCAUUGAACCCCCAUCAGAGCCUGCACCCGUUCCUGCAUCAGAGCCUGCACCCGUUCCUGCAUCAGAGCCUGCACCCGUUCCUGCAUCAGAGCCUGCACCCGUUCCUGCAUCAGACCCUGCACUGGCCCCAGCGUCUAAGUCUGCACCCGUUCCUGCAUCAGACCCUGCACUGGCCCCAGCGUCUAAGUCUGCAUCACAGCCUGCACUGGCCCCAGCGUCUAAGUCUGCAUCACAGCCUGCACUGGCCCCAGCGUCUAAGUCUGCAUCACAGCCUGCACUGGCCCCAGCGUCUAAGUCUGCAUCACAGCCUGCACUGGCCCCAGCGUCUAAGUCUGCAUCACAGCCCGCACUGGCCCCAGCGUCUAAGUCUGCACCACUGGCCCCAGCGUCUCUGGCUGCACCACUGGCCCCAGCGUCUCUGGCUGCACCACUGGCCCCAGCGUCUCUGGCUGCACCACUGGCCCCAGCGUCUCUGGCUGCACCACUGGCCCCAGCAACUCCCGCCCUGGCCUCACCUCAGCCAUGCCAAGCUCCAGCUCACGCCUCACCUCAGCCAUGCCAAGCUCCAGCUCAAGCCUCAGUUCAGUCACGUCAAGUGCAAGCCCCAGCUCCAGCUCAAGCCUCAGUUCAGUCACGUCAAGUGCAAGCCCCAGCUCCAGCUCAAGCCUCAGUUCAGUCACGUCAAGUGCAAGCCCCAGCUCCAGCUCAAGCCUCAGUUCAGUCACAUCAAGUGCAAGUCCCAGCUCCUGUCGGCUCCUCAGAGGAGGACGCCGUUCUAGUUCCUGUCGGCCAAGUUGAGGCCGUUCUAGUCCCAGUUCCUGUCGGCUCCUCAGAGGAGGACGCCGUUCUAGUUCCUGUCGGCUCCUCAGAGGAGGACGCCGUUCUAGUUCCUGUCGGCCAAGUUGAGGCCGUUCUAGUCCCAGUUCCUGUCGGCUCCUCAGAGGAGGACGCCGUUCUAGUUCCUGUCGGCUCCUCAGAGGAGGACGCAGUUCUAGUUCCUGUCGGCCAAGUUGAGGCCGUUCUAGUCCCAGUUCCUGUCGGCUCCUCAGAGGAGGACGCCGUUCUAGUUCCUGUCGGCCAAGUAGAGGUCGUUCUAGUCCCAGCUCCUGUCGGCUCCUCUGAGGAGGACGCCGUUCUAGUUCCUGCCACUGUCGGCCCCUCGGAGGCCGCAGCCCCCGACGAUCCCCAGGAGGGGGUCGUUCCGGCCGCAGCGUCUGCCGCAGCGUCUGUUGCAGCCCCUACCGACCUCCCGGAGGAGGUCGGCCCAGCUCCGUCUCCUGCCGACCUCCCGGAGGAGGUCGGCCCAGCUCCGUCUCCUGCCGACCUCCCGGAGGAGGUCGGUCCAGCUCCGCCUCCUGCCGACCCCCCGGAGGUGGUCGGCCCGCUCCUGGUCCCUGUGGUUUUUGUGCCAAUGUGUGCAGGUGCAGUUCCUGGUGGUCCGGUCCCGGACACGCUCGUCGCAGCCCCUGGGGGUCCGGUCCCGGCCACGCUCGUUUCAGCUCCUGGUGGUCCGGCCCCGGACCCGUUCGCCUCAGCUCCUGGUGGUCCGGCCCCGGACCCGUUCGCCUCAGCUCCUGGUGGUCCGGCCCCGGACACGUUCGCCUCAGCUCCUGGUGGUCCGGCCCCGGACACGUUCGCCUCAGCUCCUGGUGGUCCGGCCCCGGACACGUUCGCCUCAGCUCCUGGUGGUCCGGCCCCGGACCCGUUCGCCUCAGCCCCUGGUGGUCCGGCCCCGGACCCGUUCGCCUCAGCUCCUGGUGGUCCGGCCCCGGACCCGUUCGCCUCAGCUCCUGGUGGUCCGGCCCCGGACACGUUCGCCUCAGCUCCUGGUGGUCCGGCCCCGGACACGUUCGCCUCAGCUCCUGGUGGUCCGGCCCCGGACACGUUCGCCUCAGCUCCUGGUGGUCCGGCCCCGGACACGUUCGUCUCCGCUCCUGGAGGCCCGGGGCCGGCUACGUCUGCAUCGGUUCCUGGUGGCCCGGCUCCGGCCACGUCUCCACGUCUGUUCCCGGCUUCGUCUCCACGUCUGUUUUCGCCCCUGGUUCCUGCCUCGUCUCCACGUCUGUCUUCGCCCCUGGUUCCUGCCUCGUCUCCACGUCUGUCUUCGCCUCUGGUUCCUGCCUCGUCUCCACGUCUGUCUUCGCCUCUGGUUCCUGCCUCGUCUCCACGUCUGUCUUCGCCUCUGGUUCCUGCCUCGUCUCCACGUCUGUCUUCGCCUCUGGUUCCUGCCUCGUCUUUGUCUCGGCUGCCGGACUGGUGGUCUCGCCCUCGGCGCCUCCUGCUGCCUGGAUGGCGCUGCCUCCUGCGGCGUCGUCCGCCUCGACCCCUCAAUCUUCAGGAUCGGCGUCCGCCUGGAGGACAUCGCCGUUCGGGGUGGUCCCCGUGGACGCUGGCCCAGCUCAAGGUCACUAGGCGUGCCACCCUGCCUCAGCGGCGGCUGAGCAGGAUCUCGCCUCGUCUCCACCCGCCGUGAGGGGAUUCCUGGACUCUGAGUUUUCCUGGUCAUGGACUUUGUUCUGGUCUCAUGGACAUUCAUGUUGUCUUCUUGAUUAUGGGACUCGUUCUUGUUUUGUUUUUCGGGGGGGUCCUCUGGUCUGUCGUGUUCGGGCGUGUGUUUUGUUGUGUUGGGGGUUUCUGUUUUUGCCCUCCCCCAGUGCCGCCCUCCGCCCGCCCUGUCGUUGUUCCGUGCGGGUUGUUUUUUGUUCUGGCCCUCCGCCGGUCCUCCCUCCGCCCGCCCUGCUCGGGGGUUUUUUUGCCUUUGGUCGUCUGGAAUCCGCCCUUGGGAGGGGGGUACUGUCACAAUCUGAGGUUUUGUUUCUUGUUGUGUCCCGUUUUAGCACAGUAGUUCCUGUUUUAUUUUGGUAAUCUCCCGGUCUCUGUUUUUGGUUCUAGCUUCACCUUCCGGUUUACGUUACAUCACAGCUGUUCCUGCUUCACCCGGUCAUUGUACACACCUGCAGUUCAUCAGUCAUCACUCACUUUGUAUUUAAGCACCACCUCUAAGCCCAGCACCUUGCCAGAUUGUUUGUUCAUUCACCCGUUCAACUUUCCAGCAUUCUUACCUUUACCUUGCCGUGCCUUUUGAUCCUGUUUUGUUCCUGACCACGUCUCCAGCCCAGCCUGUGAUAAUCCCGUCUGCCUGUGUGAGUCUGACCAUUGCCUGUUUUUGACAUCCGCUUGCCUUAUCCUCGUCUGUGCUGCUACCGAUGAUCUACCUGUGUACCGACCCUUGCCUGCCUGACCACAAGCUCGAAUAAACCCUGUUGUGCACUGAGCCUUGUCUCCGCUGUGCGUGUGGGUCCGCUACCUUGAGUCCGUGACAGCAGGCAAUGGUUCGAUACACGGAGAAGCUCAGCGACGGUACAGGUAAGGACUAGACAACUCACUGGUCAGACGGUCGUGCAAAGGUCAAUAUCCAAGCGAUGGUACAGGAACAGGUCAGGUUCGGUGAAUCGGUGGUCAGAGACAAGCAGGAUCAACAACAUGAGACAAUCACUAGAACGCUGGAUAGUAGUACAAAGACUCGACAAUCGGGCGUCUGACUGAGGGCUGAGGUGGUGCUUAAGUACAGAGUCUGAUUGCUAGAUUAUUGUCAGGUGUGCAUAGUGAACCGGGAUGUGAGCAGCUGCGACGAGAGUAAGACAGGAAAUGAGUUUGUUUUAACACCACUGUGUGGACGGAGCUCUGUAACUCACAUGGGGAGGACACAAACGCCAUCACAGACUGUAUUACAGACGAUAUUAACUUUUGCUGUGAAAACACCAUACCCUCCAAGGUGGUACAGUGUUUCGCCAAUAAUAAGCCGUGGGUCACCUUUGAUGUUAAAGAAGAGAGAGUUAGAUCAGAGGACAGGGAGGAGCUGAAGGAGCUGAGGAGAAAAAUACAUAACGAGAAGGCCAGCUACAGGAGAAAGAUGAAGGAGCAGCUGCAGCAGAACAACGUUAGUGAGGUUUGACCAAGCAUUCACUCACACACCCCAGCAGCUGCAUCCAAACCUUUUGAGACCUUACAACACUGGACCACCCCCCACAGCCCUUCACACCUCUACACAAAAGUCCAGCACCAUCAGCCCAGCAGACCUACGACUCAUCCUAGCAACACUCCUCCACUUCACACCAUUCUGACACUGAGUCACUCCCUGAGUCACCAGUUUCCUUCUCUAGCACCCAAGUGAGAAAAGAGCUCAGAAAAAUCAAGGCCAGAAAAGCAGCCGGACCAGAUGGCAUCAGCUCUAGACCUGGCAGAGUAGAGGGUGCUGUCAUCUUCCUCCCACACUGAGCUCUUUCUCACCUGGAGAAGCCUGGCCACACUGUGAGGAUCACAAUUUUUUUUUAUUUCUCCAGUGCCUUCAACACCAUCCAGCCGGUGCUUCUGAAAGACAAACUGGAGGAGGCUGGUGUGGACCUCUGUGAGAUGGAGGUCCACACCAGCCACAGUUUGUGAGAGCCAGGGACUGUGUGUCUGACACUCUCAUCUGCAGUGUGGGGACCCCACAGAGGACUGUACUGGCCCAUUUCCUCUUCACCUUCUAUACCGUACGUCAGACUUCAGACACAACACGGACAGCUGUGUUCUGCAGAAAUUUUCCGACAUCUGUGCGAUGGUCAGCAUGAUCACCAAUGAUGACAAUGCAGAGUACAGAGGACUGAUUCAGGACUUUGUGAACUGGUACCAGUGGAACUACCUCCUGAUCAAUGCAGGGAUUUUGAAGUGACGGGGCCAUUCCUGAAGACUCUGUGGCAUCAGCCAUCCUGUACGGUGUGGUCUGCUGGAAAAGCAGCAUCACAGUGAGGCACAGGAAGAGACUGGAAAGGGUCAUCAAGAAGUCCAGCUCUGUCCUGGGCUACUUUUUUUUUACUUUUUUAAUUGUAAAUAAUCUUUACUCUGCUCUUGUUCUGUACUGCUGCUGUAACAUGGAAAUUUCUCCAUUGUGAGACUCUCUCUGGUAUUUUACUGAAUACUACUGAACACAAUGGCAUCAGUUUCAUGACAGUUGAAGGUUCUUGUACAUCUGACUCAGAAUGAGUCUCGGAAUGAAAUCCCUUUCCAUCCCUAAUCAGUCCGCAUACAAGGUUCACGGCUGUUAUCUCCCUGUGCUGGUGGAGAGCCUUGGAAAGAAGUGUUGGAGCAGAAUUAAACAUGUGUCUUCCUCAA